Messenger RNA from Xenopus laevis (African clawed frog), 5179 nucleotides. RefSeq lists its product as uncharacterized. Lineage: Eukaryota; Metazoa; Chordata; Amphibia; Anura; Pipidae. The record is from RefSeq and is a predicted model, not a curated record. The coding region runs from base 443 to 3748 and encodes 1101 amino acids. The transcript has 2 exons.
UAUUUGUCUGUGACUUUACCACUGGAGUAAUAUAGAGGGCGCUGUGCUGCACCUUCAGCAGUUUUUCUCCAGUGACUGUUCUGCUAUGUCUCUCACUCUCUCUCUCUCUCUUUCCUGCACAGCAUGGUUGCACCCUGAUGUUUGGUGUUAAGUUAUAUGUUCAUUGCUGAAUAAACUUCCAGAAAGUUGCUGUUAAUGUGCCACCUGUUUCUGGAGCCUUAGUAUCACCUACAGAACACUGAAAGGCUGACCAGUGAACACAACAUGGUGUCAGAAGUUUUUCACAAGCACAGCUACCAGGAAUAGGAAAAUGUGCUUUGUCUAAGAAGUGGUUGGAUUAAACAUUUCUGCAACUACUCACCAGAACCUCAGAAGUCUCCAGUAAAAGUGAGUACCAGAUACUGAUCCUGCAAACAAAACCUGUUUGUUAAACUGCAUAGCAAUGGAUCAUUUCAAACCCCCACAGUCCAUGUGUAUGAGUGGCAAUCUGUCUGAAAACUGGCGCAGAUGGGCCCAGAAAUUUACACUAUAUCUCACAGCAGCAGGGCUGGAGCAAAAGCCUGAACCCACAAAGAUUGCAUUGUUACUGCACAUUAUUGGGGAUGAGGCACUGGAGGUGUAUAACACCAUGGGGAUUGCACAGACCCAAGCUGCAGACAGAUCCCUUGACUCUGUGAUGCAAGCAUUUCAAGCUUAUUUUCAGCCCAAAAGGAAUGUUGUAUUUGAAAGACACCAGUUUUGGACCCAUACUUUUGUAGAAAAUCAAGGCAUAGACAAAUUUGUUACUGAACUGAAACUAAAAGCAGCUAACUGUGAAUUCAAAGAUCAGGAGGAGUGCUUGAGAGACAAAAUAGUCUUCAGUAUUACAAAUCCCCGUUUAAAGGGGAAGUUGCUUGAAUGCAGAGAGUUAACUCUAGAACGGGCAAUCGAAAUAUGUAAAGCUAAAGAAAUAAUAUCAGCUCAAACAACUGCAAUGGCAAGUGCCACUAUAGACAGCAGUGUUCAUGCUAUACAAAUCACACCCAGAGAGACACAACAAGCCCCUAAGUACAGUAAAAGUACUUCCUCUGCGACUCUACUGCCUGAAUCAAGCACUCAGACAAAGCCAUGUAGCAGAUGUGGCAGACAGCACCCUCCCCAGCAGUGUCCUGCAUAUGGAGUAGAAUGCAAUAAAUGCAAAAAGAGAAAUCAUUUUGGAAAAAUGUGCAGGGCCAGAAAUCCUCAUACAAACACACAAAAACCCUUUAAAGAUGUGAAUACUUUAUUCAUUGCUGCUCUAGAAAAACACAGAGUAGCCAGAGACAGCUCAUGGUAUGCAACGCUUAUUGUACAUGGCACAGUCAUUGAAUUUAAGCUGGACACUGGGGCUGAAGCAAAUACCAUGCCAGCUUCAGUAAUUUCCCAAAUGUCAGGUGUUAUAGUAAAGCCUACAAACACAAUGCUUAUUGCAUAUGGGGGAGAACGUAUUAAACCAGAAGGAGUUGUAACACUCACUGCACAAGCCCCGCACAAAACAGCUCGGUUAACCUUUUUUAUUACAAAUGUGUCUGAUGUCCCUCUCUUAGGAAAACAAGCCUGUGUUCAGCUGAAUCUGCUAAGAAAAGUUUGUGAGCUUUCCAAACCUGCACCUACAACUAAAGAUCAGCUACUAACCCAGUAUUCAGAUGUGUUUGAGGGGCUGGGAGAAUUCCCUGGUACACACCACAUAUUUACAGACUCCACUAUUCCCCCUGUGAUACACGGAUGUCGCAAAAUACCAUAUUCUAUUACAGAAAAACUAAAAUGUACUAUUGACAGUCUUGAACAGCAAGGUGUGAUCAGCAAAGUAACAAAACCUACUGCUUGGGUGAACAGUCUUGUUAUUACAGAAAAGAAAAAUGGAUCUCUGCGGGUGUGUUUGGACCCCAGGGACCUAAAUAAAGCUGUAUUAAGACAGCACUUCUCUAUCCCAACACCUGAGGAUGUAAUAAGCAACUUAGCUGGAAAGAAGUUGUUCACUAUCCUAGAUGAAAAAGAUGGAUACUGGCAGAUUAAACUUGACAGUGAAUCAGCGGAUUUGUGCACCUUUAACACUCCAUGGGGACGGUACAAAUUCCAUCGGCUUCCAUUUGGCAUCAGAUCUGCAAGUGAAGUGUUUCAGCAAAAGAACUUUGAAUCCUUUGGGGAUAUUGAAGGUGUCCAUAUUAUUGCUGAUGACAUGAUCAUUGCCAGCAACUCUAAAGAGGAACAUGAUGCCAUUUUACAAAGAGUCAUGGACAGAGCACGCAAGCUGAAGGUAAAGCUCAACAAAGACAAGCAUCAGUACCAAGUAAGCAAAGUGCACUACAUGGGGCACAUAAUAUCCAGUGAGGGGGUCAUGCCUGACCCAGACAAAGUUAAGGCAAUUUCAGAGAUGCCAAGCCCACAUGACAAAAAAAGUUUGCAGAGGCUGCUAGGCAUGAUUCGCUAUCUUGCACAGUAUAUUCCACAUGAAGCAAGUAUAACUGCACCUCUCAGACUCCUACUGUCGAAAGAUACUAUGUGGCAGUGGAACCCUGAACAGCAGGAUGCUUUUCAAAAACUAAAAGAUGCACUAGUAUGCGCUCCAGUGCUUUCCUUUUUUGAUCCUAGAGAACCAGUUGAAUUACAUGCAGAUGCCUCCAAAGAUGGACUGGGAGCAUGUCUUAUUCAAAAAAACAAACCUGUCAUCUAUGCAUCCAGAGCCUUGACAAAGACUGAACAAAACUAUGCCCAAAUUGAAAAGGAACUCCUUGCCAUCGUGUUUGCAUUUAAAAAGUUCCAUCAAUAUGUGUUUGGCAUUUCAGUAAUGGUACGAUCAGAUCACAAGCCUCUAGAAGCCAUUGUCACAAAAAACUUAAGUAAGGCCCCUGCAAGACUGCAGCGCAUGCUACUCCAGCUACAGAAAUAUGACUUUCAAAUAGUCUACACUCCUGGAAAGGACAUGUUGAUACCAGAUACACUAUCCAGAGCUGUCACUAUACAGCCUAAUGCGAUGGACACUGAAAUUGACUUUGACAAUGAGAAAGUGGUAUAUUCCAUUGAUAUUGCAUUGGCUCUCCCGCAGCACCUUCUCCAAAAACUGAAAGAUGCAACUGAAUCAGAUGUAGAGCUGUCGGCACUCAAACAGAUGCACAGCAAUGGUUGGCCAAACCGGAAAAGGUCAGCUGACAUAGUAGUACAACCAUAUUGGCCUUUGAGACAUGAAAUUCAUAUUGAUGAUGGCUUAGUCAUGAUAGGCGACAAAUUCAUCAUUCCUAAAAGCUGCCGGCCACAUAUGAUUGAAAGACUGCAUGUAGCACACCAAGGGAUCCAGAGAUCUAAAGCGCAAGCUCGAAUGCUCAUGUACUGGCCAAAUAUGGGAAAAGAUAUUGAGCUAGGAGUAAGCACCUGCAAUGCAUGCCAAGAAAUGCUGCCCAGCAAUAUGAAAGAACCACUACUUACCCAUGAAAUACCCAGCAUGCCAUGGACUAAGCUUGCUGCAGAUAUAUUUGACCUCUAUGGGCAUUCAUAUCUACUUGUGAUUGACUACUUUUCAAAAUAUCCUGAGGUACUCAGACUGUCAGACAAAUCAGCACACUCAGUUAUUGCACGACUAAAAGCUAUCUUUGCAAGACAUGGCAUACCACAGGAACUAGUUUCUGACCAUGUACCAUUUGCCAGUCAUGAAAUGAUUUCUUUUGCUAAUACCUGGGACUUUAAACUUACGUUCUCAAGCCCAGGCUAUCCCCAGUCUAAUGGCAUGGCCUAACGGGCAGUCCAGACUGUUAAAAAGACUUUCGUUAAAGCUGCUCAAACUGGGCUUGAUCCACACUUAGCACUGCUGAGCUUGAGAAACACUCCAGUGACAGGCAUGAAAUAUAGCCCAGCACAGUUGUUAAUGGGUCGUGUGUUGCGAUCCAAUUUGCCAGCCUCAGCUUCUGUGUUAAAACCAAAGAUUCCAAAGAAUGCCUACUCUCAUUUACAAAGGUACCAAGCUAACCAAAAGAGAUACUAUGACUGCGGAGCCAGGCCUCUCACUCCUUUUCAGAGGGGAGACAGAGUAAGAAUGGAAACAACACAGGGCUGGCAGCCAGCAAGUGUACAAAACAUAAGAGAUGAACCCAGGUCUUAUGACAUAGUAACACCUCAAGGAAAACGCUACAGGAGAAAUAGAAAACACCUUAGGCCAGACAAAAUACCUGUGCAGCAAGAUACUGGUCCAGAGCUAUAUGGAAACAUUGAGACUGAUGACACACAGGGAGAUCAGGUCCAACAAGCUGCAACAUGUCCACAGCAAGAACCAACAGAGGAUCAUUCAGAACCCAGUACAGAAGCUUCUGCUGAGCCCCAUCAUAUCACAGUCACAAAAAGUGGUCGGAUAGUAAGGGCACCCAGCCGCUAUAAAGACUUUGUUUAAGAUUAAUGUUUGCAAUUAUUCUAUUGUUCUACUUUUCUUUCAAAGAAGGGAGAUGUAGUGUAUUUGUCUGUGACUUUACCACUGGAGUAAUAUAGAGGGCGCUGUGCUGCACCUUCAGCAGUUUUUCUCCAGUGACUGUUCUGCUAUGUCUCUCACUCUCUCUCUCUCUCUUUCCUGCACAGCAUGGUUGCACCCUGAUGUUUGGUGUUAAGUUAUAUGUUCAUUGCUGAAUAAACUUCCAGAAAGUUGCUGUUAAUGUGCCACCUGUUUCUGGAGCCUUAGUAUCACCUACAGAACACUGAAAGGCUGACCAGUGAACACAACAGGAAUCUCAACAUAUGUGUCAUUGUUUGCUCUGGCUCUGAGCAUGAGGUAAAACAAAGAAAAAGAAGAGAGCCGGAUCCAGGAUACUAAUUUAUGCACGAGGCACCAACGGAAAAUAUUGUUUUAAAGGAACAGUAAAGUUUUAAGCUAUCUUUCAUUUUAUCAGAGCUAUCGUUAUGAUUUUUAAAGCUAUUAAAUAAAAAAUGCAUGCUUCACAGUGUACUAACUAUUAACCUCCACCCACUACUACUGCUAUUUCCCAUGUCAAACCCCUUUUGUCUUGCUGUUCCUUAUAUUUGGAAUGCCAUUUCUGAAUCUCUCCGGAGAGAAAUUUUAGAAUUCUUUUAAACUCAAAGACUACCUCUGGGAGUACCUGGAUAACACUUGAACUGGGAACUGGCACUUUAUGGCAGUGUCACCCACUGUAACCUACAGCACUUUAAUACCCCUCUGAAUUGU